This is a messenger RNA of Owenia fusiformis, 2512 nucleotides long. NCBI's taxonomy places the organism in Eukaryota, Metazoa, Annelida, Polychaeta, Sabellida, Oweniidae. The record is from the annotation of a GenBank genome assembly.
ACCGGGACACGGUUUUAUGCAGAGUUGAAGGAAGUGAGAUAUAUUUUACAACAUACGUAGUCUCAGAUAUAACAUAACAUGAAGUUGAAUCAUGGGCAUUCAUUGAAGUUUCGGGAGGAUUUGAGCAAUUGAAUUAGGAACUUUAUAUAAAAAUACUCAAGUACCUACUUGUGUUGUAAAACUGGAAAACGAUUGGAACAAAUUAUAGCUCUCUACAAAAGUAGUUGGAAUUAAUAAAACUGAUAAAGGAUAAGUUAACCAUGAUAUGUCAACAGAUGAUGUCAAAUUGAGACAUACCUUAACCAGUGAUGUCAAGUUGAGAACCAAGUGAUGUCAAAUUGAGGAAUUAUGUGAAAAUAGUGUAAUAGAGGGAAAUAGUACAUGUUAGAUAAAUUACUGUUAAUGGUGCUAAAUUCACUACUAUUAACAGUGACUACUAUUAACAGUAACUACUAUUAUUGGUACAUUAAAUGUACCAGAACAACCAGUAACUUACAGGUGUUGUAUAUGAUUGAUUUUGGUUAAAAUACAUGUAAAUAGAAGGUAAAUACAUGUGAAUUUAACUGAAAUUUUACAAUAAAACUAUACAGGAGUUUAUUGUUGCCUGGUUUGGAUCCAAAGUAUGUGUAGGAAUAUAUGCAGGAUAAUAUGCAGGAUUGGGAAAUAAGCAGGUGUCAGUUAUAACUUAAAACUAGCAAUAGAUAUUAUCCAAGUGACAAGACGCACCAGGUGACAUACUACAAUCAGGUGACAUACUAUAACCAAGCGCCAUAUUUGAAUUAAUCAACAACCCAAUGAAAAAUCUCAAAGGACUUAGAACCAACUAAAGACACACCAAGAAAGCAGAAACCACCCAUCGGACUACUUAUUGGACUGGUACCAGGUGAAUUCUACCCCAUGGUAGCUGGUAAAUGGUGACCUUUAUGAAGUUUACGAGAAUGCAGUAGCUAAAACUUAAGAUUCAGAUACAUAAAAACCAUCAUGGCUACAUUUCGAAAAUUAUUUGGAUUUUGGAAUAAGAAGCAGAAGUCUCCUACUGAUAAAAAGGGUUCCUGGAGCAAGCAUAAGAUCCGUAAAGCCCGGUCACUAGAUACAUUAGACCGUGAUGGAGAUAUCCACGAUAUAAUGAAUGUUCUAACUGCUGCGGAAGGUGAAACAGUACGCAAGAAGAAGCAAAUCCUUCACUAUCAAAAACAUAAAAUCAUGGCAGAACUAGAGACAAUGGAAAAUAUGGGAUAUGGAGAGGAUGUGUUGACUGAUGAUACAAUUACAAAUGACGAGAUUGAUGUCGAUCUUGAACCUGUUCAGCAGGAAUUUAAUCCCGUCAUUGAAAUUGAGGCUCAAAGUGUAAGAAUGCGUCGUGAGAAUAUCGCCCAGUUAUGGACUGGUUUAGAAAAUCAAGGAUUUCAGAAUGAUGCCAUUGAUGACGUUUACAAUAAUAGUCAAAUAAGCGUCGAUUUGAACUUCACCCCAGGCACAAGUACGACUGACCCUACCAGAUUGGCCAGUCCCCGGCCCGGUUCAUUAUUGUCUGAACGUCUCAUAGAUGCCCCUCCCCCUCUACCCAUACGAGCCAAUAGGCCGUCAAAUAAACAAAAUGUUUCGUUUUCUGACCUUGACCUUGAUGAAACUUCAAGUGACUCUGGUUACAAAGAAAAAUCUAAAAAGAAGAAAAGUAAACUUAAGAAUAAAAAGAAACAACGAAAAAAUACCGAUCCUGAAUGGGAAAUUGUAAUGGACAGGCAAUAUAUAAGACGUGUUUGUGUAUCAGAAAAUGAUAUUUUAAACGAUGCUAGCGAUUCUAUUGAAACAUUAGACUCUUCAGAAGAAGAUGUCUUCUCGGGGCAAAGCCAAGUUUCAUUCGCUACACAAGGUUUCAAGGUUACUUUCCAUGAGGAACAAGAGCCAUAUACCCAGAAUGCAAUAUUAGCAAAGGAGGUGCAUAUAGUCCCACCUGAAAGUAACCGGUCAAGUGUAAUUAGUAAUAUGAGUGAAGUAAAAUUUCAUACAAUCUCAAAUGAACGCAAUAUUGAAGGACGAACCAACUUAAAUAACUGGUUAACAUGGGUUGAAGCUCCACAAAAUCCUGAUGGUGAAACCUCGGGAGUCGGAAGAAAAAUGUGGAAUUUAGUGAAUGUAAAGAACCAGCGCAAUAGUGGGGAUUUGAGCGAUGUUCCUCCACCAUUGCCUCCGAGAGGUAAUACAAUUGGGAGAUUAUUCAAACGUAAAUCACCCAGAGAGGAAGAUGUUACGACAGUUUACCCUCAAAAACCUCAAUUAAUGCGUUCCCAAAGCUCACACGAUAUACUCGUUACUGCUGAAGAUAUGCUGCUGCCACCUAGUGACAGAAAAAAUGCUGAAAUAUUUAGCCCAAGCUUCAGGCCAUCUUCCCCCACUCAUAGUGUAUCAAUAAGUGAACACUCCAUUAAUUUACAAAAUACAGAUGCAAUACCCUCAACUAAUUACAAUGAUCCAAUACCAUCAACUAGCUACAAUGAUCCAAUACCAUUGA